This is a messenger RNA of Sphaeramia orbicularis (orbiculate cardinalfish), 3070 nucleotides long. RefSeq names its product protein EFR3 homolog B-like. The coding region runs from base 245 to 2926 and encodes 893 amino acids. Gene Ontology annotation, cellular component: plasma membrane. Gene Ontology annotation, biological process: protein localization to plasma membrane. The transcript is spliced from 23 exons. Lineage: Eukaryota; Metazoa; Chordata; Actinopteri; Kurtiformes; Apogonidae. The record is from RefSeq and is a predicted model, not a curated record.
ACUGCGACCUUUAACUCCCAGGUGUGAUGUUUUAUAUUUCUGGUUUAACCUUCUUGUCAAGUGUUAAUGCAGUUUGUUUUCAGAGUUUGUCUCCACAGACUGAGCUGUGACGCCCAUCGAUCAAUACUGUCAUCGAUUAUUGAUUGGAGCUGCCAGAGGCUCAGCAGGACUUAUGUAAUCUGCCGUUUGUCAGAGGAAACAGCCACAUCACAACGCUGGAAACGAACAGGACGUCCUCUCCAAGAUGCCGGGUACUCUUCCCAGGUUUCCCAGCUUGCCGCGGGGGGUGAUGACCAUGCCGUCCCUGCCCAGAGGUGUGGUCAGCCCCCCCAGUCUACCCAGUCUACCCAGUCUGCCCGGUUUACCCAGUCUACCCAGUCUACCCAGGGGCCUCACCAUGCCCAGUCUUCCCAGCAUGAACAUCCCCAGCCUGCCCAGAGGGAUGUCGCUGCCGAGGGCCGUCGCCAUGCCGACCGUAUCCCAGGCUCCUCGGAGGCUGCUGCAGGACUGCUGCUCCAUGGUGGACCAUCAGACGCCUCCAGGUUUGUGCAGCUGCUGUUGGGCGCUUCGUCCUCGCUACAAACGGCUGGUGGACAAUAUUUUCCCAGAAGACCCUGAGGACGGUCUGGUCAAAGCCAACAUGGAGAAGCUGACGUUCUUCGCUCUGUCGGCGCCGGAGAAACUGGACCGGAUCGCUGCGUACCUGUCAGAACGCCUGACCCGGGAACUGAACCGACACCGCUACGGGUAUGUGUGCAUCGCCAUGGAGGCGCUGGAGCAGCUGCUGUUGGCCUGUCACUGUCAGAGCAUCAACCUGCUGGUGGAGAGUUUCCUCAGUACGCUGAAACUGCUGCUGGAAACCGACAAACCACACCUUCACAUCCUGGCAACCAACUCUUUCGUGAAGUUUGCGAACAUCGAGGAGGACACGCCGUCGUAUCAUCGCAGCUACGACUCCUUCGUGUCCCGCUUCAGUGAGAUGUGUCACUCUGAUCACGAAGACGCCGAAAUCCAGAACAGGAUCCGCGUGUCGGGUAUCCGGGGCCUGCAGGGCGUGGUCCGGAAGACGGUGGACGACGAGCUGCAGGUGAACAUCUGGGAACCUCGGCACAUGGAGCAGAUCAUCCCGGCCCUGCUGGUCAACCUGCAGCAUCGCAACCACACCCACAGUGAAUCUCCGUCCGAACAGACAGAGGUGUGUUUCCGAGAACUGCUGGGCCGAGCCGCUUACGGACACAUCAACAACGCCAUCAAACCUGUUCUGAUGCAUCUGGACAGUCACAGUCUGUGGGAAGGUCGAAGCUUCGCCGUCGGCUGUUUCCAGAUCAUCAUGUAUUCCAUCCAGUCGCAGCAUUCCCACCUGGUCAUCCAGCAGCUGUUGGGUCACCUGGACGCCAACAGCCGCAGUCCGGCUUCGGUCCGAGCCGGGAUCGUGGAGGUUCUGUCCGAGGCGGCCGUGAUCGAAGCCACCGGAUCCGUAGGUCCCACCGUGCUCGAGGUCUUCAACACCUUACUGCGACAGCUCCGGCAGAGCGUCGACUACCAGCUGACCGGUUACUAUGACAUCGCCGGCAAACACAAGACCACCUCUACGGAGGAGAAGACUCUGCAGGACGCCGUCAUCAGGACCAUCGGAUCCUUUGCCAACACCCUUCCUGUGUAUCAGAGGUCAGAGGUCAUGCUGUUCAUCAUGGGGAAGAUCCCGGUUCCUGGGAUCUACCCUGCCCUGGGUUCACCCAAUGCCGGGUUUGAAGGUAGUAGGAUGAUCCAGGUGAUGCUGCUCAAGUCUCUUCUGCAGGUGUCGGAGUGUUAUGAAAGCACCAACCUGCUGACGGCUCUGCCCUCGUCCUUCCUGGAGCCUCUGCUGUCGUUCACUCUGAUGGAGGAUCCCGAGAUCCGCCUCCUGGUUCUGUCCAUCCUCACCUCACUCAUCGACCGACAUCACAACGCCGCCAGACUCAACGCCAACAGUGUUGUGUUCGAUGUGUCGGUGUUGGAGCUGAAGGAGGAUGGAUGCUCCCGACAGGACAACCUCUUCACCAGGAAGCAUGCUCAGCGUCUCUACAGACACGUCUACCUGGCCUGUAAGGAGGAGAACAGUGGGCGGAGCCACUACCAGGCUCUCUUCAUCCUAUUGGCUGUUAUCAGUCUGGAACUGGCCAAUGAGGAGGUGGUGGUGGACCUGAUUCGACUGCUCCUGGCCCUGCAGGACCUGGCGUUGUCCAAUCAGGACAGUCUGUCGACGUUCAACCGUUGUGGUGUUCACGCCGUCUGCGCCACUUUCCUCCACCUGCUCUCGGAACUCGGCCCGCCUCCGGCCCUGAGGCAAUACGUCACACAGGUGGUCGAGAGUCGUCGGACAGAUGCUGCGUACCUCCUUCCAGAAGUCGCUCUCUGUGAUUCGCCGAGUCUUCCAGAAGGUGAGCUGAAGGUGGAUGAGGCCUGUCUGUUCGUCCAAUCAAAGAUCAGCGAAGCUCUGAUGGGAAGCAGCUACAGCGCACACGCCGACCGCUUCAACACAGCGUACACGCCUCAGCUAACAGAUGAAGAUCACCUGUCCAGGAGGAAGAGCAUCGGAGAUGUGGUUUCUGUGCAGAUGGACAUGGAUCCUCAGUUCGGUCCUGACCAACAGCAGAAACCACAAACAGAGCAGAUCACCUUUGAGACGUUGAAGAACGCCAUCGAGGACAGAGGAGGAGUCGAGGACGAGGACCGAAGGAGGAGGAUGCAGCUGGUCCAGAGGUUUCAGACGGCGCCGUUCGAAGAGAUUGCGGCGCACUGCGGAGCCAGAACGUCGCAGCUUCAGUCCAAACUGGACCAGGUCUUCGAUCUGAUCAUUCGUCCUCCUCCGUCUCCGUCCGGAAACUCGCCGCCUCGAUCCACGCCGAUCUAUGAGAUGAAGUUCCCCGACCUGUGUGUCUAUUAGACAAUCUAUCGAUAAUCAAUAAUCAGUAUACGCCCACUACGUUCUGUGUCCGAUCAUGACACCAGACACCCCCUGAAGUCAUGUGACAUGUUCCCUGUGGACAGGAAGAAGGAAAUGAGGAGAUGAGAGAGGAAAGGAAAGGAG